This is a messenger RNA of Glycine soja, 1605 nucleotides long. Its product is annotated as benzyl alcohol O-benzoyltransferase-like. Bases 80 to 1444 code for a protein of 454 amino acids. The record is from RefSeq and is a predicted model, not a curated record. The transcript is spliced from 2 exons. NCBI's taxonomy places the organism in Eukaryota, Viridiplantae, Streptophyta, Magnoliopsida, Fabales, Fabaceae.
GCUGUUCGUUAAGUCUCCACAUUGAAGUAUACAUACCAUUAAUUAAUUCUAUUUCCAUCAUUAACUUUCAAUUCGGCUAAUGGACACAUCAUUGGUGUUUACCGUGAGGAGGCGUGAGCCAGAGCUGAUAGCUCCGGCGAAACCCACCCCUCGCGAAGUGAAGCUACUAUCCGACAUAGAUGACCAAGAUGGGUUACGGUUCCAAAUUCCGGUGAUACAGAUCUAUCGCCACGACCCAUCCAUGGCAGGGAAAGACCCUGUUGAGGUUAUCAGAAAGGCUUUGGCCAAAACGCUUGUGUUCUACUAUCCUUUUGCUGGUAGGCUCAGGGAAGGACGUGAUCGGAAACUGAUGGUGGAUUGUACUGGGGAAUUAGGUGUUUUGUUCAUUGAGGCUGAUGCAGAUGUCACUCUUAAGCAUUUUGGUGAUGCUCUUCAACCUCCUUUCCCAUGCUGGGAGGAACUCCUUUAUGAUGUUCCUGGUUCCCAAGGAGUUCUUAACACUCCCCUCCUGCUUAUACAGGUAACGCGGCUCAAGUGCGGGGGUUUCAUAUUGACUCUCCGGCUGAACCACACGAUGAGCGACGCAGCCGGUCUGGUCCAAUUCAUGAGCGCGCUGGGCGAAAUAGCUCGCGGGAGGCACGAGCCAUCGGUCCCACCACUGUGGCGCAGAGAGCUCCUGAACGCGCGGGACCCACCAAGAGUCACGUGCACCCACCGCGAAUACGAACAAGUCCCCGACACCAAAGGCACCAUCAUCCCCUUAGACGACAUGGCCCAUCGCUCUUUCUUCUUCGGCCCCAGCGAGGUGUCCGCCAUCCGCCGCCUCAUCCCACGCGCCGAUCAAUGCUCCUCCUCCAACUUCGAGGUUCUCACCGCAUGCCUUUGGCGCUGCCGCACCAUAGCGCUGCAGCCAGACAAAGACGAGGAGGUUCGCAUCCUCUGCAUAGUCAACGCGCGCGCCAAGUUUGACCCACCUUUACCAAGUGGUUACUACGGCAACGCUUUUGCGUUCCCCGCUGCGGUCACCACUGCAGGGAAGCUGUGCGAGAAUCCUUUGGGAUACGCUGUCGAGUUGGUGAGAAAAGCGAAAGCGGACGUGACUGAGGAAUACAUGCACUCGGUGGCGAAUUUAAUGGUGGCCAAGGGACGGCCUCACUUCACUGUUGUGAGAUCCUAUGUUGUGUCAGAUGUGACUCGUGCUGGGUUUGGAAACGUUGAGUUUGGGUGGGGGAAGGCUGUUUAUGGAGGACCCGCCAAGGGAGGGGUUGGAGCCAUACCUGGUGUUGCUAGCUUUUACAUACCUUUCAAGAAUGCUAAAGGAGAGGAAGGGUUGGUUAUACCGGUUUGUUUGCCGUCUGAGGCCAUGGAGAGGUUUCAGAAGGAGUUGAACAGUGUGGUUAACAACCACAUCGUCCAACCUAGCAUCAUUGUUUCUUCCUUGUAGAUCGAUUCAAUACUAUUCCAGUUUUUACUUCGUGCCAAUUAAGGAAUAAAGAAAUAAUUUAGCAUUUCAUUUUGAUGUGAUCGAGUACGUAUAAUUAAUUAUUAACAAGCCAGUGGUACCAAGACAAGAGUGACAAAACUAUUAGUUAAUACUUCAUAUUA